Aspergillus ruber CBS 135680 is the source of this 276-nucleotide messenger RNA. RefSeq lists its product as uncharacterized. Lineage: Eukaryota; Fungi; Ascomycota; Eurotiomycetes; Eurotiales; Aspergillaceae. The record is from RefSeq and is a predicted model, not a curated record. Bases 1 to 276 code for a protein of 91 amino acids. The transcript is spliced from 2 exons.
AUGGAAAAUAUGGACACGAUCCAAUUCCGCCAGCGGAUCAACCAAAGACGGCGGGAUGGACAGCCGCUUAGGGACGACGAAAUCAACUUCAUUACCAACCAAAGCACAGACCUGGCCGGCUCACCGGACACAAAAUACCCUGAGCAGGUCCAAUGGGCAGCAAAAGCCGAGCAGGUGUUGAGCAAACCCGCGAAUGAAAUCACAGCCGACGACGCUAAAAAUGUCACGGCAAAGGAGGUGCAUCUUGAUCUUCAUCACGGGACGAAAUUAUGUUAA